Molecule: messenger RNA, 1932 nt
Organism: Spinacia oleracea (spinach)
Lineage: Eukaryota; Viridiplantae; Streptophyta; Magnoliopsida; Caryophyllales; Amaranthaceae
Product: PKS-NRPS hybrid synthetase cheA-like
Exons: 4
Coding region: 1-1932 (643 amino acids)
Source: RefSeq, a predicted model, not a curated record
AUGCCAUUUUUAGAAAUAGUUGGUGUGCUUCCCACUGGAAAUUUUUUUGCUAUUGGAUUUGCAUGGUUGAAAGACGAGCAACAAGGGAGUUAUGAAUGGGCUCUUGGCUGUGUAAGACAAUUAUUUGAUCCAGAGAAGUUGCCAGUUGCAAUUGUAACUGAUAGGGAAUUGGCUCUAAUGAAUGCUAUCGAUAUUGUGUUUCCUACUUCGUCCCAUCUUUUAUGUACAAGACAUAUUCAGAAAAAUAUCGAGAACUAUGUGUUGAAAAUCACAAAAAACAAGCUUAUUGUGAAAUCUUUUAUAAAAAGGUGGCAAAGAGUAGUGGAAGCUGAUACGAUCGAAAUGUAUAGGAAAAGGUAUAGAGAAAUGGUUAAAGCAUUUGCUAGAAUGCCAGCAGUACUGAAUUACGUAAGAUCAUCGUGGAUUGAGAAAUAUAGAAAUAGAUUUGUUCGUGCCUAUACGAUGAAUGUUUUACAUUUGGGGAACAGGAUGACCAAUAGGGUAGAAAGUGCACAUGCAGCAUUGAAAGCGUGGCUAAAGACAUCGACAGGAAGUUUGGAUACCAUUUGGCCUAAGAUUCAUUCUUUUCUAGAAUCACAGAUGACUGAAAUAAAAGCUGCAUUUCAACGGUCGCAAAAUAAGGAUCCACAUAUGACAAUUUUACGGAUUUUUAUGUGGUUAAAAGGUCGAGUUACACACAAAGCAUUACGCUUACUUGAUAAUGAAUAUAAAAGGGUUGAUGAAGUUCGUAAAGACCCUAAUUUGUGUGGGUGCUAUAUGAGAUAUACUCACGGUCUUCCAUGCGCUCAUGAGAUGAUGGAAAUGGAGGCUGAUAGUAGGAGUAUUGGCCUUUGUGAUAUUCACCCAUUUUGGAAGACCUUUAAAGUUGGAGAGUAUUCCCCUCAAGACAAUUCUUCGGACAAAUUUGUAUUUCAGUGCAGACAUGAUAUAGACAAGGAACCAGUUCCCACUGCUCAGCCUAAAGGUCGUCCGUCGACUAAAAAUUCCACAAAAAGAGAUCUAUGCAGUUGGGAGUUUACUGAACAGGAAUGCGCUAAAUAUGCUCGGACCGCAUACAAUAGGCGUGGAAAGACUCCUCAACAGUAUGCGCAUACCUCGGUUCGUGGUCGCGGACGUCCCCCUUCACAUGUUCCUUCUCGUGGACGUGGUAAUAUUUCUGUUCGUGGUCAGGCACGAUCUAAUUCUUCAAAGGUUUCUUCUUGUGGACGUGGUAACCCCUCUGUUGAUGGUCGUGGACAAUCUCCUUCACCUGAUACACGAUCUAAGAAUAAUAAAGGUAUUUCUCCGAAUAUUGCUCCAUGGGUUAGUGAUCUCCCAUUUUAUAUUGUGCCUCACAUCAACUAUAUCCACGAUGUUAUCGGAGAUGGAAAUUGUGGGUAUAGAGUUAUUGCUCGGUGGACAUAUGGGGAUGAACAUAGAUGGCCUACGAUUCGGCAGGAAUUAGCUACAGAACUUGAAAACAAUUUUGCCUUUUACAGUAAUGUCUUACAUGACGGUCUGGGUACUUUAACCUCUAUUAAACAUUAUGCUGGACCUGCGCCUAAAGUUCAUUGGAUGAGUUUAUUCGAAACGGGUACUAUCAUCGCUACUAAGUACAAUGUUGUGGUUGUUUGUUUCUCGAUAUCUCAAUCAUUGACUUUCCUUCCUUUGUUUGCGGAAAAAGGGAAAAGCUAUCUUAAUCAGAUCUUUACACUUGGUUUUAUACAACGCAUGGGACACUUUAUCAUGAUUGAGAUGAAAGAAGAUUUUCCACUACCACCAAUUUGUCCAUAUUGGCGCCGUUUUCAUCAAUCUAGCGUCGAUGGAUGGAACAUUCCUCUAGAAUCCAGAAUUGAACAAUGGCAGCGUUUACAUCAACAUCGUCCAAGUGCUACACAAAAUAGGAGGGGUGAUUCAAUUAAUAUUGACUAG